Panonychus citri (citrus red mite) is the source of this 1410-nucleotide messenger RNA. RefSeq names its product PRKCA-binding protein-like. Gene Ontology annotation, cellular component: synaptic vesicle; postsynaptic early endosome; trans-Golgi network membrane. The record is from RefSeq and is a predicted model, not a curated record. Gene Ontology annotation, biological process: regulation of Arp2/3 complex-mediated actin nucleation; dendritic spine maintenance; positive regulation of receptor internalization. The transcript is spliced from 7 exons. Lineage: Eukaryota; Metazoa; Arthropoda; Arachnida; Trombidiformes; Tetranychidae. Gene Ontology annotation, molecular function: phospholipid binding; protein kinase C binding; protein domain specific binding. The coding region runs from base 124 to 1410 and encodes 428 amino acids.
GUUACCAUGUUAAAAGAGACAAAAUUAAUGAAUGAACAGAAUUUGAUUCAUGUUUAUUAUUUGAUUGGUUUAUUAAUUGUUUCAGUUAAUUGUUGAGACAUUUAAUUGUUUAAACAAUUGACGAUGACCGAGGAGGAUGAAUUUUUCUUUGAAGAGGAUAAAUUAGGGAUGAAGGUAACAUCCGGUGUGGUUAAAAUUGACAAAGAUGAAAACAAUCUGAUUGGUAUUUCAAUUGGUGGAGGUGCUCCUAAUUGUCCAUGUUUAUAUGUUGUCCAGGUAUUCGAUGACACACCAGCUUCGUCUGAGGGGACACUUGAAUCGGGCGAUGAAAUUGUAACGGUCAAUGGUAUCUCCAUGAAGGGAAAGACCAAAGUAGAAGUCGCUAAAAUGAUACAAUCAGUUAAAUCGCAAGUGAUAAUUAACUAUAAUAAACUACACGCUGACCCUAAACAAGGUAAGUCGCUGGACAUCAUAUUGAAAAAAGUUAAACAUCGAAUGGUUGAAAAUAUGAGUUCGGCGACGGCGGAUGCACUGGGUCUGAGUCGAGCCAUUCUCUGCAAUGAUAGUUUAUUAAAGAAAUUGGAAGAAUUAGAAAAAAUGGAAUCAAUGUAUCGAGGAAUCAUUGAUUAUACAAUCUCACUAUUAAAAGGACAUCUUGACAUUUGUCAAGUUUACAAAGCUUUUGGUGAUGUAUUUGCUGAGAUUGGUGUUCGAGAACCAAAUCCAUCAGCAAGUGAAGAUUUUAGCAAAUUUGGUGAGACUCAUCGAUCCAUUGAGAAACAAUCAAUUGAAAUGGUACAAACAAUUAAACCUGUCCUCAGCGAUUUACACACUUUCCUUUACAAAGCAGUUCCCGAUACAAAGUUGACAAUUAAAAAAUAUGCUGAUGUUAAAUUUGAAUAUCUGUCUUACUGUUUAAAGGUAAAAGAGAUGGACGAUGAGGAGUAUCAAUACCAAACCUUACAAGAGCCUUUGUAUCGCAUUGAGACGGGAAAUUACGAGUACCGUUUGGUGCUAAGGUGCCGACAAGAUGCUCGAAGGCGAUUUGGUAAAUUGCGAUCAGAUGUACUUGAGAAACUCGAGCUAUUAGAUCAGAAGCAUGUUCAGGACAUUGCGAAUCAACUGCAACGAUUAAUCUCAUCUUUUGCUAAAUUACACGUUGAAUGUCAUUCACUGAUUAAGGAGAAUUUAAUUUCCCCAAUAGAAAUUGAUCUCUCGCAUACUUGUACCUUCACUUAUCCCGAUCUUGGUGUUAGUCCUUAUCAAUAUGACGCAGAGGAAGAGGAAGAGGAAGGAGAGGAAGCGAUUCCUGAAUUGCUCGGUGGGUUAACUUUGACAACCGAUAAUCAGGUUGACAGUCGACCAGCUAAACAAUUUAAUGAUUCAAUUGAUUUACUUGGUAUUGAUUGA